This is a messenger RNA of Dinoponera quadriceps, 3435 nucleotides long. RefSeq names its product histone-lysine N-methyltransferase setd3 (gene Setd3). NCBI's taxonomy places the organism in Eukaryota, Metazoa, Arthropoda, Insecta, Hymenoptera, Formicidae. The transcript is spliced from 7 exons. Gene Ontology annotation, biological process: peptidyl-lysine dimethylation; positive regulation of transcription by RNA polymerase II; peptidyl-lysine monomethylation. Gene Ontology annotation, molecular function: protein binding; protein-L-histidine N-tele-methyltransferase activity; histone H3K36 methyltransferase activity. The record is from RefSeq and is a predicted model, not a curated record. The coding region runs from base 1 to 1449 and encodes 482 amino acids.
AUGGGCAGGAAGAAGGCUCAUGCGUCCAAAGGUAAACACGGCCCGACGCAGCAGAGGCACAUAUCCACGGCGAAGAGGAACGAACUGAAUGCCCUGUGCGAGAAACUCUUUCAUCUGAGCAGCAAUCCAGCAUACGUGACGCAAUUAUGGAACAACUACUUGGAUAUCUCGGAGGUUCUGCUGAAGGUUAAACGUCUGGAGGAGAUGAAGACGGAAUCGUCCGAGCGAUCCCAGGGGAUUGGUCAUUUCAUAAACUGGCUCACGGAGAACGGGGCGCGAGUGGACGGUGUGAGCAUCGCCGAGUUCCCGGGUUACGAUCUGGGACUGAAGGCGGAGACCGACUUUGCCGAGAACCAACUGAUCCUAGAGAUACCAAGGGCGCUUAUCUUCAGCACGUAUACCGCCGCUCCAGAGUUGGCCGUUCUGCAGAAUGAUCCGUUGGUGCAGCAUAUGCCUCAAGUGGCAUUGGCGAUAGCGCUUCUCAUAGAGAGGCACAAAGAGAACUCCAAGUGGAAGCCCUACUUGGACAUGCUUCCCGGCAGUUACACCACGGUUUUGUACAUGAAGGCUACCGACAUGAUCGAGCUCAAAGGCAGUCCGACUUUAGAGGCUGCGUUGAAACAAUGUCGGAACAUCGCGAGGCAGUACUCUUACUUCAGCCGAGUGUUUCAGAGUAACAACAACGCCGUUUCCGCGGUACUCAGGGACGUCUUCACCUACGAGAGAUAUUGUUGGGCAGUUUCCACGGUGAUGACGAGGCAGAAUCUGGUGCCGAGUCCGGACGGCUCGCGCAUGAUCAACGCUUUAAUCCCAAUGUGGGAUAUGUGCAACCAUGAGAACGGCAGGAUCACGACGGACUUCAAUGCGACGUCGGAUCGCUGCGAGUGCUAUGCACUGAGGAAUUUUCAGAAGGGGGAGCAAAUAUUCAUUAGUUACGGUCCGAGGACGAAUUCCGACUUCUUCGUGCACUCGGGCUUCGUCUACAUGGACAACGAACAAGAUGGUUUCAAGCUUCGCCUUGGCAUUAGCAAGGCAGAUUCCCUGCAGAAGGAGCGGACGGAACUCUUGAGCAAAUUGGAUCUACCGUCGGUGGGAGAGUUCUUACUGAAACCGGGCACUGAGCCCAUCUCCGAUAUGCUGUUGGCUUUCCUGCGAGUGUUCAGCAUGCGAAAAGCGGAGCUGGCGCAUUGGCUGCGCUCGGACAAGGUGUUCGACUUGAAGCACAUGGACUGUGCGCUGGAGACCGUCGUUGAGGAGAACGUCCGGAAAUUUCUGCUGACCAGACUGCAACUGUUGAUCGCUAAUUACCCGACCACGCUGAAGGAGGAUCUGGAACUACUGGAGACCACGUUGCCGCAAGUGAAGAAAAUGACCGUUCAACUGAGAGUCACGGAGAAGAGGAUUCUUCUGGGCGCCCUCGAGUACGUGGAGCAGUGGAUCAAAGCAUGAGGAGUGUAUGACCUGCGAGUGCUGCUGCUGCGUUUCGCCAUGGGAAUCACCAGGCAUGCAUCAUCCCAACUGACUGAAAAAAAAGAAUCUCGAGAGAAAAACCAAUUUUAUUUUUACAAUAUUCUCUGAAAGACGAUUUCGAGUAUAAAAGUAAAUAUAGAGAAGCGGACGAAUUAUACAAUAAAGCGUAUAUAUAUCUAUUGCCUACUGAAUGCGCAACUCUAUGCUCUCGACGUGUACGAAUUGAAAAAUAACAACGGUUCUCUUAUACAAUGGAUUCCACGGCUGUCGGUUGGAUCAUCUCGGCUAGGCUACUACAAUCGGCGCCCGGGCGUUAUCGAGAUACAGAGAGAAAGAUCGAUCAUUAGCGUUCUCUCAGACGAAUAGCUUCAGUAUUCGGUCUUGCUGCUCGCGCACCUGAUGUCUCUUGGCAGGAGGCAUAUUGGAAAAUACUGAGGGAAAUAGAGAGAAAGAGAGAGAGAGAGAGAGUUAUAUGAAUGCGUCGGCGAUUAUAUGUAUAGAGAGAUACACAAGAGCUAUACAAUGUAAUUGUACAAUAAUUGCGUGCUCAGUAAAUAUUUCGUAAUUCUUGUUUUCGCGGCGUGGAAGCUUACAGACGCGGCUUCUUCGCAUCCGUUCCUCCGGAUCGAGUCACUAUAUAUAUAUAUACAUAUAUAUAUAUAUAUAUAUGCGAAUCAGACGCCGAAUUUCACAUGAGCUCUAAUCUCUGGACUACGAAAAGGACUCGAGGGUCCUACUUUUCUCGCUGCUUUCUUGCCCCCUGAUAUUUACGCGAUUAAAGUGGCGUCUCUCUCGGUUGCGUAUAUGCGCGCGCGUGUGUGUGUCUGCGUUUACAAAGGAGGAUGUUAUUGCUAAUGAACAUUUAUUUUUCAAAACGAAUACAUAAUAACAGAGCUGACUCUUGAUGUAAAGUAUAGAGUACCGUAGGCCUACGACUUGAGACUUAUAUAUACGAGCAUACGCUGCUAAUAUCUCCCCUCCCCUCCCGACACACGAGCGGAUGCGAACGAGAGAUCCGCGUUAAUAUAAUAAUAGUAAUAAUAAUAAUGUAUAACCUGCGAGGUGUUUCCGAUAUUUAACCAUGCGUUUAUAAAUGCAUCGUGUUUAGCCCAGUGUUUUUCAUGCUGCUACCAGACGUAACCUCACGCGAUCACGAGAACGGUAAGUUCGUCGAGGAGAGCGCGCGCGCGCGCGCAAGAUGCGAUUUAGAUUCUAGGGAAAUAGCAGAUUCCGACUCGAAUUUAUUAGAAAAUUAACGAAGAAGCUAAUUAACGUAGCGAGACGUCAUGAUCAGGCUACAGCAGGACUGAUAGCUCGGAAUACACAUAUAUGUGUAUAUGUGUAUAUAUAUGUGUGUGUGUGUGUGUGUGUGUGUGUACACGUAUCAUACACAGCUUGUGUAUAUAUACGUCGCUUUUUAUAAUAUUCCAACGUAAGAAUAAUAAUAAUAAUAAUGGAGACGAAGAGAAUAAAAGGAAACUCCAUAUAAACGUAUACGUCACGCGAUACAUAUAGGUAAUAUAUAUAUAUACAUACUGUAUACGGAGGUUUAAACCUAAUGUGAUCUGUGUAUAUCUUUACAGAGAAAUUAAUUACAUCUGUGAUGCAAGAAUUUUCCGAACGGGUAAAAUCCGCUUGAGUCACGCGGCAUGAUAGAGCGGAAUGUAUUUAUGUUACAAAUAUAACUUGUAUUUAUUCUGUAGAGUCUGUGGAACGGAGCUGUCUAGAACGGUGUGUAACAUGCGGCCGCGAGCGACGAUGUCGCACGCGAAGCGCGUCUCUCCCUUCUGCAGGAGAAGAGGGUGAGAGAGGACGCGGCGCGAGAGAGACGGUCGCUCGCCAGCGUGUUUUAGAUGUAGAGAGAGAGAGAGAGAGAGAGACACUUAGGUUCAUCCGAAAAUAUCUGCAUCCCGAUCGCCUCACCGGCUAUUCGUUUCGUUAAUAUAUCUACUUUAGGAUUGCUAA